Molecule: messenger RNA, 894 nt
Organism: Cornus florida
Lineage: Eukaryota; Viridiplantae; Streptophyta; Magnoliopsida; Cornales; Cornaceae
Exons: 1
Coding region: 1-894 (297 amino acids)
Source: RefSeq, a predicted model, not a curated record
AUGGCACUUGACAGAGGCCAAUUUGAAGAAUUCCUUCAGCAGGAAUUUGGCCUAACUCGAAGGGGUGGAAGGCCCACUUACAGAAAGCCCUAUCCAGAGUUCAUUGAUGAAGUUGAAUUUCCAAGGAAUUUCAGAAUUCCAGAGUUUGCAACGUUCAAUAGAGAGGGCGAACAGUCUACCUUGGAACAUAUCAGUCGGUUCACUGUUCAGUGUGGAGAAGCAGCAGCCAAUCCAUGGCUGAAGGUACACUUAUUUCCAAAUAUACUGACUGGGUAUGCUUUCAGGUGGUAUUCCAGCUUGCCAGCCAACUCCAUUCAAAGUUGGCAGCAAUUUGAGGAUUUAUUCCAUACUCAGUUCUAUAGAGCUGAGCUUGAAGUGUCCAUGGCAUACCUUUCCAGACUUCAUCAACUACCUGGAGAGUCUGUGAUGAGCUUCCUUUCCAGAUUCAGGUGGGCUAAGUUCAAAUGUAAUUUGUCUUUGCUGCCGAAAGAAUAUAUGAAGAUGGUUGUGAACGGCCUAGAAUUUGAACUUUGCAAGAAGUUUGAAGGUGUACAGUUCCAUGACUUGUUCAACUUGGUUGGCAAAGUGGCUAAGUAUGAAGAGCUCCUUCGUGAGGAGCAAGAUAGGAAGAACACUUCCAAGGGCACCUACUAUCGUGAUCCUAACUUUGAGGUAUAUACCACUGAAACUGAAGGGGAGUUUGAAGUCAACGUAGCCGAGCUCAACAUAAAGAAGGCUUACACUUGUGAGGCCUUGACAAAACCGAAAUCAGCUAUGGCUAACUUGCAGGCCGCCUCUGGUUCCAAGUGGAAGGGGGCAAACUCUUCCAGAAGUUACUCUUUUGACAUUUCUAAAGCCGAGCAAAUCUUUGAUUUGCUCAUGGCUGACAAGUAA